Pipistrellus kuhlii (Kuhl's pipistrelle) is the source of this 3976-nucleotide messenger RNA. It is a transcript of the gene PEX1, whose product is annotated as peroxisomal biogenesis factor 1. NCBI's taxonomy places the organism in Eukaryota, Metazoa, Chordata, Mammalia, Chiroptera, Vespertilionidae. The transcript is spliced from 24 exons. Gene Ontology annotation, molecular function: ATP binding; ATP hydrolysis activity. The record is from RefSeq and is a predicted model, not a curated record. Gene Ontology annotation, biological process: protein import into peroxisome matrix. Gene Ontology annotation, cellular component: peroxisome; cytosol; peroxisomal membrane. Bases 123 to 3950 code for a protein of 1275 amino acids.
GGACAAAAUCACCCCCAGCUGAGAACAACUGCUUUAACUCGUUUGUCUGUGUUCUGGGCUCAGUACUUGCUGUGAUUGAUGAAAUAGGGGAGAGGAUUCAUAUCCACACAGAAUACAAACAGAUGAACCUAAAUCACCUUCCAGAAGUGGCCAGGUACAGAUUUGUCAUUUCCCUUGUAUUAACCAGAAAUAACUUGGCCAGUCCUAAGGCAUUGCAACCAAUGGUUUCACCUGGAGGUUUGGCCAAAAGCAGACAGUCGAUGAAUCAAGCUGUCGAAGUAGCGUGGGGUCACCAGCCUGCAUUCUUGAGCUGGGUGGAAGGCAGGCAUUUUAGUGAUCAAGGUGAAAAUGUGGCUGAAAUUAACAGACAAGUUGGUCAGAAACUUGGACUCUCAAAUGGGGAACAGGUAUUUCUCAAGCCAUGUUCCCAUGUGGUGUCUUGUCAACAAGUUGAGGUGGAACCUCUCUCAGCAGACGAUUGGGAAAUACUGGAACUGCAUGCUGCUUCCCUGGAACAGCAUCUUCUAAAUCAAAUUCGAAUAGUUUUUCCAAAAGCCAUUUUUCCUGUUUGGGUUGAUCAACAAACUUACAUAUUUAUCCAAAUUGUUGCACUCAUACCAACUGCCACUUAUGGAAGGUUGGAGACUGACACCAGACUCCUCAUUCAACCAAAGACCCGCCAACCCAAAGAGAGUACAUUUUCAAAAGCAGAUGAUGCCCAUGAACCAUUUCACAAUUAUGGAAGAGAUCAUAAAGGAUUGACAAAAGAACUCCAAACCAAGCAAUUUCAGUCAAAUACUACAGAUCCAGAGUACACAGUGGACUCACCAUCAGUCCCAAGCUUAUGGUCUAUGAUAGGAAGCAUCUUUUCUUUUGGGUCUGAGAAGAAACAAGAGACCUACUGGGGUGUAACUGAAAUCAAUGCAUUCAAAAAUAUGCAGUCACAUGUUCCUCUAGGAAAUAUUUUCAGAGUGUGCAAAUCUCAGCCUCCCAGUAUAUGCAACGCAUCAGCAACGUCUAUGUUUUACAAACACUCUGCCAUUCAUAUAUUUCCAUGGGACCAAGAAUAUUUUGAUACAGAGCCCAGCUUUACUGUGACCUAUGGAAACCUAGUUCACCUGCUUUCUCCAAAGCAACAGCAAAGUAAAACAAAGCAAAAUGCCCUGUCACCUGAAAUAGAAAAGCAGGUGUCAGAACCGUUAAAUCAAAGACAAGUUAACCCAGACCAUAGUGAAGAAGCGGGUAAGACCUGUGUGCUAAAGGUAGUCUGGAAUGGACUUGAGGAAUUAAAUAAUGCCAUAAAAUACACCAAAAAUGUAGAAGCUCUUCAUCUUGGGAAAGUCUGGAUUCCAGAUGACCUGAGAAAGAGACUAAAUAUAGAAAUGCAUGCAGUAGUCAGGAUAACUCCAGUGGAAAUGAUCCCUAAAAUCCCAAGAUCUCUAAAAUUACAACCUAGAGAAAACUUACCUAAAGACAUAAGUGAAGAAGACAUAAAAACUGUGUUCUCUUCAUGGCUACAGCAGUCGACUACAACCACACUUCCUUUGGUAAUAUCAGAGGAAGAAUAUAUUAAGCUGGAAACGAAAGACGGGUUGAAGGAGUUUUCUCUAAAUACAGUUCAUUCUGGGGAAAAAGAAAGAAAAAAUAAUAUUUUUCUGUUGAGUACCAAUCUGCUGCAGAAGAUCACAUUACAAGUCCUUCUAGAUCCUAUGCUAAAAGAAGAAAACAGUGAGGAAAUUGACUUUAUUCUUCCUUUUUUAAAGCUGAACUGCCUGGGAGGAGUGAAUUCCUUAGGCAUAUCCUCCGUGGAGCACAUCACUCAUAGUCUCCUGGGACGCCCUUUGUCUCGGCAGCUAAUGUCUCUUGUGUCUGGACUUAGAAAUGGAGCUGUUUUACUCACAGGAGGAAAGGGGAGUGGAAAAUCAACUCUAGCCAAAGCGAUCUGUAAGGAAGCAUUUGACACAUUGGAUGCUCAUGUGGAGAUGGUUGACUGUAAGGUUUUACGAGGAAAAAGGCUUGAAAGCAUUCAAAAGACUCUAGAGGCGGCUUUCUCAGAGGCGGCCUGGAGGCAGCCUUCCGUUGUUCUGCUGGAUGACCUGGAUCUCAUUGUCGGCCUGCCUGCUGCACCGGAGCAGGAGCGAGGUCCUGAGAUGGUGCAGAGCCAGCGGCUGGCGCAUGCUUUGAACAAUAUUUUGAAAGAGUUUAUUUCCAUGGGAAGUUUGGUUGCACUGAUUGCCACAAGCCAGUCUCAACAUUCCCUGCAUCCUACACUUGUUUCUCCUCAAGGAAUUCACAUAUUUCAGUGUGUCCAGCAUAUUCAACCUCCUGACCAGGAACAAAGAUGUGAAAUUCUGCAUAAUGUAAUAAAAAAUAAACUAGCCUGUGAUAUAAACAAGUUCACUGACCUUGACCUGCAUCGUAUAGCUAAAGAAACUGAAGGGUUUGUGGCCAGAGAUUUUACAGUGCUUGUGGAUCGAGCUAUACAUUCUCAUCUCUCUCAUCAGAGUGUAUCCACCAGGGAAGAAUUGCUUUUAACAACACUGGACUUCCGAAAGGCUCUCCGAGGAUUUAUUCCUGCAUCUCUGCGAAACGUCAACCUGCAUAAACCUCAGGACGUGGGCUGGGAUAAGAUUGGUGGAUUACAUGAAGUUCGGCAGAUCCUUAUGGAUACUAUUCAGUUACCAGCAAAGUACCCAGAAUUAUUUGCAAACUUGCCCAUACGACAGAGAACAGGAGUACUGUUGUAUGGCCCUCCAGGGACGGGAAAAACCUUACUAGCUGGGGUAAUUGCACGAGAGAGUGGAAUGAAUUUUAUUAGUGUCAAGGGUCCAGAGUUACUCAGCAAAUAUAUUGGAGCAAGUGAGCAAGCUGUUCGGGAUAUUUUUACUAGAGCUCAGGCUGCAAAACCCUGCAUCCUUUUCUUCGAUGAAUUUGAAUCCAUUGCUCCUCGGCGAGGCCAUGAUAAUACAGGAGUCACAGACCGCGUGGUUAAUCAGUUGCUAACUCAGCUGGAUGGAGUAGAAGGCUUACAGGGUGUUUAUGUGUUGGCUGCUACUAGUCGCCCUGACUUGAUUGACCCUGCCCUGCUUAGGCCUGGCCGACUAGAUAAAUGUGUCUACUGUCCUCCUCCUGACCAGGUGUCACGUCUUGAAAUUUUACACGUCCUCAGCAGCACCCUGCCUCUGGCGGAUGAUGUGGACCUGCAGCACAUGGCCUCCGUGACCGACUCCUUCACGGGAGCCGAUCUGAAGGCGUUACUGUACAACGCCCAGCUGGAGGCCUUGCAUGGGAGGCUGCCGUCCUGGGGGCUUCCAGAUGGAAGUUCCAGUUCCGACAGUGACCUAAGUCUGUCUUCAAUGGUUUUUCUUAACCACAGCAGUGGCUCUGACGAUUCAGCUGGGGAUGGAGAGUGUGGCUUAGAGCAGUCUCUUGUUUCUCUAGAGAUGUCUGAGAUGCUUCCAGAUGAGUCAAAACUCAAUAUGUACCGGCUCUACUUUGGGAGCUCUUACGAAUCGGAGCUUGGGAAUGGAACCUCUUCUGAUUUGAGCUCACUGUGCCUGUCUGCACCAAGCUCCAUGACUCAGGAUGCUCCUGGGAAGGACCAGUUGUUUUCACGGCCCCCAAUGUUCAGGACAGCUUCACAAGACGGCUACCAAGAACUUACCCAGGAACAGAGAGACCAGCUGAGAGCAGACAUCAGUGUGAUCAAGAGCAGAUACCGGAGCCAAAGUGGAGAGGAUGACUCCCUUCACCAACCAGGACCAAUCAAAACCAGCCUGGCCAUCAGUCAGUCGCACUUACUGACCGCUCUCAGCCACACGAGGCCAUCCCUCACUGAAGAUGACUGGAAGAGCUUUACUGAGCUGUAUGAAAACUUUCAACAUCCAAAGAAGAGGAAAAAUCAAAGUGGAAUAAUGUUUCGACCUGGGCAGAAAGUAACCCUGGCAUAAAAUAAACUUUUUUUGUGUAUGACUUG